Messenger RNA from Cannabis sativa, 2517 nucleotides. Its product is annotated as receptor-like protein EIX2. The record is from RefSeq and is a predicted model, not a curated record. NCBI's taxonomy places the organism in Eukaryota, Viridiplantae, Streptophyta, Magnoliopsida, Rosales, Cannabaceae. The transcript has 4 exons. Gene Ontology annotation, molecular function: protein binding. The coding region runs from base 1 to 2517 and encodes 838 amino acids.
AUGGAGAAGGAAAGACAAGCUCUUCUCAACUUGAAGAAAGGCUUUGUCGAUGAUGGCAAUCGUCUAUCCUCAUGGACAAGUAGUAGCCGUGAUUGUUGUGCAUGGAGAGGUAUCAGGUGCGAUAACUCAAAAACUCAUCGUCAUAUUAUCGCUCUUGAUCUUAAAUCUGAUGACAACAAUCAUAAUUAUUUGGGUGGUGAAAUUGGUCCUUCUUUGCUUGAAUUACAACAUUUGAGGUACCUCGAUUUUAGUUACAAUAAUUUUACUAAAUUUCUUGAGUUUAUUGGUUCUUUACGUAAAAGUAUUAGUGAGCUCAAACAUCUUGAAAAAUUGUACCUCUCUUCAAACUCUUUCACCGGUACUUUACCUAAAGGUAUUGGUGAGCUCAAACAUCUUGACACAUUGAAUCUCUCUUCAAACUCUUUUAUUGGGCUUGUUACUGAAGUUCAUUUUAAAAAGCUUUCCAAAUUGAAAAGACUUGAUUUAUCUGAUAACUCCUUAACAUUGAGCUUCAAUUCCACUUGGGUUCCACCAUUUCAACUAGAGUAUGUAUCAUUGAGGUCUUGCAAGUUAGGUCCAAAAUUUCCUACUUGGCUCAAAAACCAAAAAAAUAUCUCUCGACUUGAUAUUUCAAAUGCUGAAAUUCACGAUGAAAUUCCUACUAAUUGGCUUAGUCCUUUGAAAUUUCUAGAUCUAUCUUCGAAUCAAUUUCAUGGUCCUAUUCCACCUUAUCUAUCGAAUGUGAGCAUAUUGAUGCUAUCAAAUAAUAGAUUUACUGAUCUAAAGAGUUUUCUUUGUUACCCAUUACAAGGAUCAAUAAAAGUUCUUGACAUUUCAAAUAAUAUGUUUAGUGAAAGCCUUCCUAAUUGUCAUUGGAAUAUCAAAGAAUUGAUCGGUCUAAAAUUAGAUAAUAAUAAUUUGUCUGGAAUAAUUCCAAGAUCAAUCGGUUUGUUGAAUGAAAUUCAAUAUUUGCUUUUAGGGCAUAAUAAUUUCUCAGGAAAUCUUCCUUCAUCCUUAAAGAACUGUACACAACUUCAAAUUCUUGAUAUCGAAUAUAAUAAUUUAGAAGGAAAUAUACCAUCUUGGAUUGGGGAAAGACUCACCAAUUUGAUUUUUCUUAGAAUAAGAUCAAAUCAUUUUUAUGGAAAUAUACCACCAAGUAUGUGUCAUCUUCAAUUUCUUCAAAUAUUUGAUAUUUCCAUAAAUACCAUAGGAGGACUUAUUCCUUCAUGCAUAAAAAAUUUCACAUCUAUGGUAGAUGAAAGGAAACAAAGUCAUAUUGCUAUUUCGACAAUAAUUCCCCUCUACGAGAAUGUGAUUCAAAUAUGUGAAAUUGCUAUGUGGUUAAUGUGGAAAGGUGUUUAUCGUGAGUAUAGCAAGACUCUUGGAUUAUUAAAAGUGAUUGAUUUCUCAAGUAACAAUUUGAGUGGAAAAAUUCCUAAAGAGUUGACAAAUCUUGUUGAAUUAGUUCAACUUAAUCUUUCAAGGAAUAAUUUGAACUACACAAUCCCUUUGGAGAUUGGGAACUUGAAUAAGUUAGACUCUUUAGACUUAUCCCACAAUAAGUUUUCUGGUGUAAUUCCAACAAGCUUGGCAAGUGUAUCUUCUUUGUCUUUAUUGGAUUUGUCGAAUAACAAAUUAUCAGGAAGAAUUCCUAUCGGUACUCAACUACAAAGUUUUAAUGCUUCGGUGUACAUUCAUAAUGAUGGCUUGUGCGGACCUCCAUUGACCAAUUCAUGUUUUGGAGAUGAGUCUUCAAAUGGUCCUCAAGAUCAUUUGGGUGGUGGUGAUGGAGGCUAUGCUGAAGAUAGUGAAGAUUGGAUUGACAUGUCAUGGCUUCACAAGGGAAUAUGGAUUGGAUUUGUAAUUGGAUUUGUUGGAGUUUGUGGUUACUUGGGAAAUAUACUUGUUAAUGACCUUGUACUAAAGACUCCUAAAUUCUCUCUAAUGUUCAAUGGUUCCAUGCACGGUUUCUUUGAGGCAAGAAGAGGGCUGAGACAAGCUAAUCCAAUGUCUCCUCUCUUGUUUGUCUUGGGUAUGGAAUACCUUCCCAGAAUAAUGAAGAAGGUAGGGCUUAAACAAGACUUCAAAUUCCACGAGAGAUGUGGAGAGUUGAAGUUCAAUCAUCUUAGUUUUGCAAAUGAUAAAUUCAAAGAAUUAAACUCGAACUUUCAAGAACCAGAUUCAAGCAAUCAAGAAUUGGUUUUAAUGGCUUCAACAAGGUUUGAGGUGGACAAGUUCAAUGGUGCAACUGAUUUUAGCCUAUCGAGAAUCAAAAUGAAGGCCUUUCUAGUUCACCUAUGGAUCUAUGAGGCACUUGAUGAUGAAGCCAUGAAAAUAAUUGAAGACAACAAGAAGAAACUUGAGAUUGAAGCCAAAUCACAUAGUGUCAUCCUCCUCAGUCUUGGUGAUGAGGUUUUGAGGGAAGUUUCAGAUGAAGACAAGGCCUUGAAUCUUUGGAAACAAGUUGGCAUCAAUCUACAUGAAGAAAUCUCUUGCAAACAAGUUGUAUCUUAA